AUGGGUAGAGGUCCAAAGAAGCAUCUUAAGCGUCUCGCAGCUCCAUCUCACUGGAUGUUGGACAAGUUGUCCGGCGUGUACGCUCCACGCCCAUCCCCGGGUCCACACAAGUUGAGAGAAUCCUUGCCUUUGGUUGUUUUCUUGAGAAACAGACUUAAGUACGCCUUGAACGGCCGUGAAGUCAAGGCCAUCUUGAUGCAGAGACACGUUAAGGUUGACGGUAAGGUCAGAACUGACACCACCUACCCAACUGGUUUCAUGGAUGUCAUCUCCUUGGAAGCUACCAACGAGAACUUCAGAUUGGUCUACGACAUCAAGGGUAGAUUCGCCGUCCACAGAAUCACCGCCGAAGAAGCCUCUUACAAAUUGGCCAAGGUCAAGAAGGUCCAAUUGGGUAAGAAGUCCAUCCCAUACGUCGUUACCCACGACGGUAGAACCAUCAGAUACCCAGACCCAGCUAUCAAGGUUAACGACACCGUUAAGAUUGAUCUCGCUACUGGUAAGAUCACCGAUUUCAUCAAGUUCGACACUGGUAAGUUAGUCAUGGUUACCGGUGGUAGAAAUUUGGGGAGAGUUGGUGUCAUCACCCACAGAGAGAAGCACGAAGGUGGUUUCGACUUGGUCCACAUCAAGGACACCUUGGACAACUUGUUCGUCACCAGAUUGACUAACGUCUUCAUCAUUGGUGAAGCCGGUAAGCCAUACGUUUCUUUGCCAAAGGGUAAGGGUAUUAAGUUGUCCAUCUCUGAGGAACGUGACAGAAGAAGAGCCCAAGCUGGUUUAUAAAUUAUAUGAUUAUUUUUGUGUAAUAUAAUUUUUGGUUUUUAGUACGAUUGCCAGCUUAUGUAGCCUUUGCUAAUAUUUUUGUUAGUUGUCCUUGCCUGGCCGUGGUUGCCGAAGUGAAAAGUAAGCCCGAAUGCAUAUACACCG
Messenger RNA from Babjeviella inositovora NRRL Y-12698, 930 nucleotides. RefSeq names its product 40S ribosomal protein eS4. The record is from RefSeq and is a predicted model, not a curated record. Gene Ontology annotation, molecular function: RNA binding; structural constituent of ribosome. The transcript has a single exon. Lineage: Eukaryota; Fungi; Ascomycota; Pichiomycetes; Serinales. Bases 1 to 786 code for a protein of 261 amino acids. Gene Ontology annotation, cellular component: ribosome; cytosolic small ribosomal subunit. Gene Ontology annotation, biological process: translation.